Messenger RNA from Malassezia pachydermatis, 390 nucleotides. RefSeq names its product zf-dnl-domain-containing protein. Gene Ontology annotation, molecular function: protein-folding chaperone binding; zinc ion binding. The transcript has 2 exons. The coding region runs from base 1 to 390 and encodes 129 amino acids. Gene Ontology annotation, biological process: protein folding; protein import into mitochondrial matrix; protein stabilization. Lineage: Eukaryota; Fungi; Basidiomycota; Malasseziomycetes; Malasseziales; Malasseziaceae. The record is from RefSeq and is a predicted model, not a curated record. Gene Ontology annotation, cellular component: mitochondrion.
AUGGCAAAGCCUCUUCCUGUAGUCGUUCGACCUCUGAGCACAACCGUACGACGAUGGGAUGCACCGGAUACGAUGCAGAUCCAACCGCGGCUGCAACUUACGUUUACAUGCACAGUCCCUGGUUGUGGUACUCGGUCUACGCAUGAAUUUACGAAGCAUUCUUAUACCAAGGGUAUUGUGCUUGUCGAGUGCCCUGGAUGCAAGAAUAGGCACCUCAUCGCUGACAACCUAGGCUGGUUUACUGAAACGAAAGACGAGCCACGCACGGUGGAAGAGAUCGUUCGGGCGAAAGGUGGGCGUGUUCGCAUUGGUACUCUGCAUAACGAUGGCGAGACAAUCGAGAUUGAAUCAGACAGUGAUGAUCCUACCUCGUCUACUAAAACUUCGUAA